This is a messenger RNA of Amoebophrya sp. A120, 1788 nucleotides long. Lineage: Eukaryota; Dinophyceae; Syndiniales; Amoebophryaceae. The record is from the annotation of a GenBank genome assembly.
GGUAAAGUGUGUUGUUAGCAAAAAGCAGUGUGUCCUCAUCUCGGAGCUACAGUGAGGAAAACCUAUGUGCCCUGCCUGGAUCUUGUGUUGAAAAAUGAGCCAAGUAUUUAGUCAAUUUUCAGUUUGAAAAAUGUAGAGGAAAAAUUUCAUAUCCAUGCGAAUUCGAUCUCGAGCGCAAGAGGAUAAAAAGCAUGUCGGUCUUUGGUCUGUUGUUGUUUCUUUGCUGUGGGUUGCACAUGACGAUUGCGAUCUCGUCAACUAUCGCUAAGGCUAGCGACUUAUCUUCAAACGAUCACGAACAAACUGGACCGCCAACCCGGAGAAGGAUGCUGCGACGCGAGGCUAGGCAGGAGGACGCCGACCAGAUCAAAUUCCAGAGCAAGAGGACCAAGCAAGAGAGGGCGUCGAGUACUACCCCGAGUGGUCCAUUCGAAGUCUUAGAGUACUUUUCCGCGGCCACCUCGUUUUUGCAGGAAAGUAUGGAAAAAGUCCGGCACAAGCUCGUCGGGCGUCGUACCCCCAGUGCGGCGCUAGCUAAGACUGCGCCCUCCUCUUCGGUAGCAGAAACGAUUAAGUCCGACGUCGUCGAUCCUGACCAUCCAGAGAAGGACACCGAAGAAGAGGAAAAAGAUUCAGGCAGCUGUCCAAAAAAGAAAAAGUGGAAAAAAAGAAAAAGCUACACUGUCAAGCAAGUCGGGAAUGUGGUAUCGUGCAGCGAGCAAGAAGUGCAUCGUCUAAGGCACCUGCUUGCCACAGCGAAAAAUGAGCAAACAGCCGCAAAAACCAUCGAAGCCGGAGCGGGCGCCGCCAAUGCCGCUACUGCCGCACAACAGCUGCAGUCUUCCCUGCAGAAACGACGAGAGCAACUGGCACACAUGCUCGAUGUUUCCAAAGAGACCGCCGAGGGAAAGGGCGACUGCGAAUCCGCCCGCACCGGCAUGCUACGCUCGCAGCUGCAGCGGAUCGACAACGCGCUUGCGGCCGGGGGCGAGGCGAAAAAAGACGACACGAACGGAAUGGAGGCACUGCUGGAAGAAAUCGCAAAGGUUCGCGGACAACUCGAGCAAUCCGACAAGGAGAAGCAGGCAACACUGCUGCGUUUGCUGGGAAGCUGCGUGGAACUGACGGAGAAUCUGUUGGAUAACCUCGAAAGCGAAGAUGAGUUGGAAAAUGCAAAACUCGACGUAGGCGAAACUCCAGACGCGGCAGAAGUUCAACGACGCGAACUGCUGAAGAAAUCCAUUCAGAGCGAGCUCGAUAUGGCAAAGCACGCACUCAACACCGCUGGAGAAAAAGCAAAAGGCCCAAAGUCCAUGAAGCAAACGUCUAAAGAGAUCGAAGCGGCGGAGCGCGAGGCCGGGUUUUCGCCGUCGGAAGAGGAAAAGACAGGACAGAAGAAACUGGCGGAAGAAAAGGCAGCGAAUGAGCAGUUCGAAGAUCUCGAAAAGGACAGACAGGCAAGCGCAGCAGCAGACGCAGUGAAGAGCUCUGGAGCUGGAGGCACGUGAAAGUUUAGGUUCAGGUUUUGCUUGUGCGAGAUACCGAACGGAAGCAGAAACAUACCAGCUAGAAGAGAAAGCAGACCGGCGACGGACCUGUAAAUGUAAAAAAAUGUGAAUUGUAUACCAACGACACUACAAUCACAAUGAAUGUUUAUGUAUUCCACUGUACCAAGAAACAAGCAGAAGGUAAACCUACCAAAAGUGUACAAAAAUGCACCGCUUCAUAAUGCGUGUACCAUAGCGAGUUUACCCGGCACUCUUCGUGCUCGCAAAAGUGAAUUUCCAU